AGAUAUCGUUAUAUAUUCCACAUCUAGUAUUCCUUUUCAUUGCUAAGAGUAGUAUGGAUCUCUUAAUUUCUUUGGUUAUGACAUACAAGGAAAAGGGAAUUUUAGGUUUUAUAGUUGGAGAGGUCGUUCCUUGGAUCAAAUUGUAGCGAAAUUGACGGUUGCAGAACGUUUUGAGACAAAAUGGAAUUUAGUAACUAUUGUCGUUUUCCAUAUCCGGACACGGCUAAAGAGUGAGCUGCCUGCUUGCUAUCCUCAACAUCUUCGGUUUGGGUUUAGCCCAUUCCUGUUCUCUAAAGACAGACCCCAAAAGGGAAUAAACCAAAAGGAGGCUACACGUGUCCAUUUUCCACCGCCGAUCGGGACCCACAAUCUUAAGAACAGAGUUGAACCUCGUGCACACAUGACACCUAACUAGUGUUUACAAGUGUAACUAACCUCGAAGUCUCAACGUCUUCCCUGUCUGCCCUCACCAACCGCCAAGGCAAAAACACUUUUUUAUGCACCAUUCUUUUUUUAAUUUUAAAUUAAAAAAUGAAAGAGAAAAGCAACUACUAACUCAGAGCACAGCUGCAUGCUAUCUACUGGCUUGCUUUCAUCGCCACUUGACGGAUUUCUCGACGUUCCUUCCUUCCCUAUUUAUUAUUCCCUUCUGAACCCUAACUUUCCCUCACUUUCCUUCCUUCUUUCCAAACACUCCCCUUUCCCCUAGCUUCACUCUUCUAACCAAACAUGGCCUUACCGACCCAAACUAAUCUCCUUCAAAAACCGUUCCUUUCCCCGCCUUCUCUUUCGCAACCUUCCGCAUUUUCCGCCCCAGUGGCUAUCCCUUUCCGAAAAUUCCGGCCUGCUUCUAUCCAGUGCUCCGUAACAGCCGCCCCGUCGGUUACUGUGACGGCGUCAAAGGAAUGCAAGGUCAAAUCAGUCAAAGCUAGGCAGAUCAUUGACAGCAGGGGCAAUCCGACGAUCGAGGUUGAUUUGAUCACCGAUGAUCGUUAUCGAUCGGCCGUCCCUAGCGGCGCCUCUACCGGGAUCUAUGAGGCGCUGGAGCUCAGGGACGGUGACAAGAGCGUCUAUGGCGGCAAAGGUGUGCUCUUUGCUGUCAAAAACAUCAAUGAAGUUUUGGGUCCUAAGCUUGUUGGUGUUGAUGUUAGAAAUCAAGCGGAUGUAGAUGCUGUUAUGCUGGAUAUUGAUGGGACCCCAAACAAGUCAAAACUUGGAGCUAAUGCAAUAUUGGGAGUGUCAUUGAGCGUAUGCAGAGCAGGUGCUGGGGCUAAAGGGAUGCCAUUGUACAAGCAUAUCCAGGAAUUGUCAGGAACAAAGGAGCUUGUUAUGCCGGUUCCAGCGUUCAAUGUAAUCAAUGGCGGAAGUCAUGCUGGAAAUAAUUUGGCUAUGCAAGAAUUUAUGAUACUACCAGUUGGCGCAACCUCCUUUGCUGAGGCGCUUCGCAUGGGAAGUGAAGUUUAUCACACACUAAAGGGUAUUAUCAAAGCAAAAUAUGGACAAGAUGCUUGUAAUGUUGGAGAUGAAGGGGGAUUUGCUCCUAAUGUUCAGGACAACAGGGAGGGAUUGGUUUUGCUAAUGGAUGCAAUUCAGAAGGCUGGUUACAGUGGAAAGAUCAAAAUAGGAAUGGACGUUGCAGCUUCAGAGUUUUUCACCAAGGAUGGAAAAUAUGACCUGAACUUUAAGAAACAACCAAAUGAUGGAGCUCAUGUGCGCUCAGCUCAGAGCUUGGGUGAACUCUACAAAGAGUUUGUCAAAGACUUCCCUAUUGUGUCUAUUGAAGAUCCAUUUGACCAAGAUGACUGGAGCUCAUGGUCUUCACUACAGUCUUCUGUCGAUAUCCAACUUGUUGGAGAUGACUUGUUAGUAACAAAUCCAAAGAGAAUAGCUGAAGCCAUUCAAAAGAAGGCUUGCAAUGCCUUGCUUCUUAAGGUAAACCAGAUUGGCACAGUAACCGAAUCUGUUCAAGCGGCACUUGACUCAAAAGCUGCAGGAUGGGGAGUGAUGGUCAGCCACCGAAGUGGUGAAACAGAGGACAACUUUAUUGCUGACCUUUCUGUUGGUUUGGCUAGUGGCCAGAUCAAAACUGGAGCUCCUUGUAGAAGUGAGAGAUUGGCCAAAUACAAUCAGCUUCUUCGCAUUGAAGAGGAACUUGGAAAUGUUCGCUAUGCUGGUGAAGCUUUCAGAUUUCCUUAGAGAAAUUUAUUGGAACAAAUUUCUGCAUCAAAUUAGUGUCAAGAAACGUUUUUAUGAGCUGUAGUGAACUGAGGCGGCCUAAAAAAUUUUUCAGGGACCCUAUGAGCUCCUCAAGAAAAAAACGAAUUCGAUCAACUAGGAUAAUCAAAUGUUAUUUUAUUUCCAAUUUCUGGGAUCUGAACAAUCAAGUUUUGCUUGAAGUUUA
Messenger RNA from Theobroma umbraticum, 2401 nucleotides. RefSeq names its product enolase 1 (gene ENO1). The record is from RefSeq and is a predicted model, not a curated record. Gene Ontology annotation, molecular function: magnesium ion binding; phosphopyruvate hydratase activity. Lineage: Eukaryota; Viridiplantae; Streptophyta; Magnoliopsida; Malvales; Malvaceae. Gene Ontology annotation, biological process: glycolytic process. Gene Ontology annotation, cellular component: phosphopyruvate hydratase complex.